Molecule: messenger RNA, 1599 nt
Organism: Lottia gigantea (owl limpet)
Lineage: Eukaryota; Metazoa; Mollusca; Gastropoda; Lottiidae
Exons: 7
Coding region: 115-771 (218 amino acids)
Biological process (GO): protein transport to vacuole involved in ubiquitin-dependent protein catabolic process via the multivesicular body sorting pathway
Cellular component (GO): ESCRT I complex
Molecular function (GO): protein-containing complex binding
Source: RefSeq, a predicted model, not a curated record
AAACGCAAUAAACCGGAAGCUGUCAUUUCUCUCAAAAUAAACAAUAUAUUUUUUUCUAUAUUUGCAAUAGUUGUGAGUCAGUUUUGUCUGACAAGUUAAAAACAGUUAAAGAAGAUGUUUGCUCAAGUUCAUGCAAGCACAGGACAGCCAAACAAUCCAGAUCUGUAUGAAGAAGUUAAGCUUUACAGAACUGCUAGAGACAGAGAAAAGUAUGAUAAUAUGGCAGAUUUAUAUGCAGUUAUUAAUACAAUUCAGAGUUUAGAGAAAGCGUAUAUUAGAGAUGCUGUUUUACCUAAAGAAUAUACUGCAGCAUGUUCAAAACUAUUAGUGCAAUAUAAAGCUGCUUUUAGACAAGUUCAGAGUGAAUUUACUACUGUAGAAGAAUUUAUGAAGAAAUAUCGACUCGAUUGUCCAGCAGCUUUAGAAAGAAUUAAGGAGUUAAGACCUAUAACUAUUAAGGAUGAUAAAGGAAAUACAAGUAAAUGUAUAGCUGAUAUAGUAUCGUUAUUUAUUACUGUCAUGGAUAAAUUAAGACUAGAAAUUAAGGCUAUGGAUGAGAUAUAUCCAGAUAUAAGAGAAUUGGAAGAAACCAUGAAUAGGUUAAGUAUUUUGCCAUCUAAUUUCGAAGGAAAAGAAACUGUGAAAAAGUGGCUAGAUACAUUGAGUUCCAUGACUGCAUCAGAUGAACUGGAUAAUAAUCAAGUUCGACAAAUGUUAUUUGAACUGGAAUCAUCUUAUAAUGCUUUUAAUCGUGUAUUACAUGACCACUGAGAUUAUUACCCUAUUCAUCAAACAAUAUGUAUGUGGCAUAAGAGUGGUCUUCUGCUACCAAUAAACUUGUUUUUGUUUGACAGAUUUUUUUUGUCUAGAUCAAUUGUAUUUUUUAAUGAUCGUCUAUAAGGUAAACAUUCUGCUGUGAAAAGAGUGUAAGCCCUCAGGUUUUAUUCAAAACAAAUCUUAAAGUAGAAAUAGCCCAGUCAUCUGAUUAUUAAAAAUCUUAUAUCUAGUGUAAAUUGGUUCAUGGAAUUAUACAGAUGAUCCAAGCAAAGAUAUUUGUGCACAUUCAGGUUCAAUUGGAAAAAUUGGACAGAGCCGGCUCUUUUCAUAGAGGCAGAAUAAAUAGUUAUUAGUGCACUUUACAUUGUGAUCAUACCUUAUUUUUUUUACCUUGAAAUAAAAUGUAAUUUUGAAUCACAUCCCAAUAUUCAUAAGUAUCUCUGCUUGAUUAUAAUUGUUAUGUUCUGGGGUUAAAACUCUAUUCUUAUGACCCGAUCAAUGCUUUGAUUAGUCUUGAGAAAGAAACCAUUCUAUUAAAUUAAAUAAGAAUAAAUAACUUCCUAAUGUGCAAUCUUGAGAGGUACAACCAUUAACAUAAAUCUUGAACAUACUAAAAUAUGAUUUUCUAAAUAUUAUACCGACUGGGGAAGUGUGAUUUAAAAUAAAUAAGUUAUGUAUAUUUAUAUAAACAUUAAUAUAUAUGAAAUCUUGAGGGGUAUCAUUAUUGGUUAUACCCAGAAUAUUAUGUAUUUGUAUAUUUUUGUCUGUUUUAUAUAUUAUUUGUAACAAAUGUAUAGCAAUCAUAAUAAAUGUUAAAGACAG